AUGCAGUUCAAGACCGUUGCCAUCUCUCUCUUUGUCGCCGUCGCCGCCGCCAGCGAUGACAUCACCUCCCUCGUCACUCAGGUCCCCGACUGUGCCCUGACCUGCCUCAUCACUGGUGCUUCCGACAUUGGCUGCACCGUCACCGACUAUACCUGCCAGUGCAGCAAGGCUGCCGAGCUCCAGGCCAGCGCCGGCCCCUGUAUCGACGCUGCUUGCAGCACCGCGGAUCAGGAGACUGCCCUCACCAUUUCCCAGGAGAUCUGCGAGGCCGUCGGUAUCACUGCCGACACCACCAGCGUCGGCUCUUCUUCCAACUCCACCGCCACCAUGACCUCUGGAACCUCCACCGCCACGGGCACGAGCUCCUCCAGCACCGCCGCCGUCACUGCCGGUGCCGGUCGUCUGGAGUUUGGCGCUCUCGCCGGAGCCGCCGCCCUGUUCGCUUUCGCUCUGUAA
Messenger RNA from Pestalotiopsis fici W106-1, 456 nucleotides. RefSeq lists its product as uncharacterized. The record is from RefSeq and is a predicted model, not a curated record. The transcript is spliced from 2 exons. Bases 1 to 456 code for a protein of 151 amino acids. Lineage: Eukaryota; Fungi; Ascomycota; Sordariomycetes; Amphisphaeriales; Sporocadaceae.